AUGUCCAACUCCUCGUCCCCAACAGACCAUCCAGCCUACAAAUUAUACCGCUACACGCCGAAUAUAGUAGCGGCGGCGAUUUUUCUAGUCCUCUUCGCAGCUACGACGUUGUAUCACAUAUACCAGAUGAUCCGGAAGCGAUCAUGGUACUUUACUCCUCUUGUCAUUGGCGGUAUAUUCGAGAUUAUCGGAUACGUUGUCCGAAUCAUGGCGCAUUCCAACAAGCAAUCCAUUCCCAUCUACAGUAUCACUACGAUUCUGAUCCUGCUCGCACCCGCGCUCUUCGCCGCGUCGAUAUACAUGAUUCUCGGACGAUUGGUUGUCGCACUCGACGCCGAAGAUAUGUCGCCCAUCCGCAAGAAGUGGAUGACCAAAAUUUUCGUCAUUGGAGAUGUCAUUGCAUUUUUGAGUCAAGCAGCCGGUGGAGGAAUUAUGGCUAGCGGAACCGCCACCGCUUUGGCGACUGGAGAGCAUAUUACGAUAGCGGGUCUCGCCAUCCAGCUUGGUUUCUUCAGCGUCUUCAUACUCACCGCGACGAUUUUCCAUCGUCGAUUCCAAAGAACCACAAAUACCGCGCCGAUGAAAAUAUCCGUUAAAUCCAUGAUGAAGAACAAGAACUGGGAGGCUCUGCUGUACGUAUUGUAUAUUACGAGCGCAUUGAUCCUGAUCCGUUCGGUGUUUCGCUUGAUCGAGUAUGCCGGGGGAAAUGACGGGUAUCUGUUGUCGCAUGAGGUUUUUGCUUACAUCUUCGAUGCAACGUUGAUGUUUUUCGUAAUGGUCAUACUCAAUAUUUUCCACCCAUCCGAUGUCAUGGGAGAUAAGGCGGCCUUGCAUGGAAGCACGGCCAUGUCUUUGCGUAACUGGAAUUCGGAGCCUGAAGUCUGA
Molecule: messenger RNA, 885 nt
Organism: Botrytis porri
Lineage: Eukaryota; Fungi; Ascomycota; Leotiomycetes; Helotiales; Sclerotiniaceae
Exons: 3
Coding region: 1-885 (294 amino acids)
Cellular component (GO): membrane
Source: RefSeq, a predicted model, not a curated record